GACAUUUGUGGACAUGUUUAUAUCCGCCAUGUGCAGGCUCACGCGCUGCACAACAGAUGACGCGUCUAUUGUUGUCAGAGCGGGUUUAUUAAAGGUUUUUUUUUUUGGCUUUGUGUGUUCCUUAGCGGUUGUAGUGUUUGCUGUGGAGGCUGUGAGUGUAAAGUGCAGGGUGCUGGGUGCUGGUCAGGUGGCGUGUUUGUGGCUUGUGUGUGGUGUGUAUGUGCUGCUGCUGCUGCUGCUGCUACGAGCGGGGAUAGACAGGCAGUAUGGCGGAGCAGGGCACUGGGUACGACCUGAAGAGGCUGGAACAACAACUACAGACUUUGUUCAGCCGUUUCACGUACAACGACUUACAGGCCGAUAGCAAACCUUUCUGCUCGAGCUUUUGCAAGCUGGUGGAAUAUUAUGCAUCGCGCUGGAAGGUGCCACUGCCACAGCUCAGGAUCCUGGAGAGGGCCCUCUGCUGCUUCACCCAGGCGUCUGUGUUCUUCACAGUGAACUGUGAUCAUGUGCUCCGUACACUCAGCAGUCUUGCCUUAAGUAUUUUUGAGUUGCUGCUUUUCUUUGACCAGAAGGACUUUGAUCAGGAUCCUUUAAAAAAGAUCACAGUUACAUUCCAGGAAUGCUGCUCAGCCCUUGCGAAAUAUCAGAAUGUUCACUUGCUUCAAGUGGAGCGAUUACUUAGAGCUGGUGGGCCUUGGGCAAGCCAAACUUUACAUGGCAUUCUCAGAGAAUCUAUUUUACCUCAGACAGAAGUGGAGGAAUGCAUCAGCUCUGAGCCUCCUGUUUUCUUUGAGCUGCGAGUGCGUUACCUUCUGUCCUGUCAGCGGCUUCCUGAGGCUCAGGCCCUGGCCAAGUGUUGUGCUCAGCAUCCCUCAGUCGGGCAGCACUUGUUCUUCUACCAGGUCUACCUCACCGGGCUUUACAAAACAGCGCAACAUGAGUGCCUACUCGAGGAGUUGGUGGACUUCAGCGGGAAAGACGCAGUGCAUUUCCUGUGUAGUUUGGAGAGUGAAGAAAAUGAUGAGCUGCUACUGGACUUCAGCAGAGCAUUUCUCUCUCUACAGCUGUGCAGAGGAGACAUGUACUUUUUGUGUGACUUGGUUUCUAUAUGGGGCCGACUUCACAGUCGAUUAAAAACAUCAAAAGAAGUUCUUCUUGAAGAGUGUGAACAGCUGAUUUUAUCUGCCACCAAUGUCAACGCUAUUUUUCCAUUCAUUCGAGCCAUAAUACAUGAGUUGAGUGAAGGUGGUGUACAGUUCUGUGUGGAGCUUUGUGCCAACGCCCUGCGGUCUUGCCUUCCCUGUGAUGUCAUCACAAAGUCUCUGAUUUACAAAACCAUGGCGAGCCUCGUGCCCAAUGACCUGGAGAUCUGCCGUGCUUGUGCCCUCCUCGUCUUCUUUCUGGAACGCUCUGUCGAGGCCUAUAAGAUGGUGUACAUUUUAUAUAUGCAUCCUGAUCAGGAAUAUCAUGUGGACUGCUGUCCCAUUGGAAAUCGUGUUCGCUUUGAAACACUGCAGGCUCUGAAGAAGGACUUAUACUUUGACCCGGAGUUCUGGAACCUCAUUGCUUUACGGACAAAUUGUUUGAAACUUAUGAAUGAGAAAGUGUUGAGUGCUGCUCUAGAAGAAAUCAUGGAAGAAAAGUGGGUCCCUAGCUACUGCCGCAAAGAGAACAGCUCUUCAUCAGGCAAAUCAAAAUCCACCAAGGAAAAUGCAGGGGCCAAGAAAAAGAGACCAUAUAAAGGAGAACAACAAAAUCACAAGGAUGCAAAAGAUAAAGCACCUGCAAGGAAAGUAGGAAGACCUCGAUUGAAUAAACACCUCCCCCUGAAAAAGAAGGGAAACCAAGGUCCAAAACAAUGGAAGGAUGCGUCUUCAGAACCGAUGCGCCGCUCCUCGUUUUGGCAGCUGGACAGACUACAUCACAGCAGAGCUUUGGAUUACUGGGACAACAGACGUACCACACGACUUUCUGAGAGAGUCCCAGCCAAACGCAUGAUCAGGACUCCAAAAUGGCUUCUGGAAGACUCAGGAACUUUAGAUAAAAACUCUCCUCUAUUAAUGAGAAGGCAGUACUCAAGUUUACCAUACUUGCCUCUUAGAAGGAGGAAUGCAGUAGUCAAGAACAACACAAAACAGAAACUGAAAUCCGAAAUAAAAUUGGAAACUGAGAAGAAACAACAAAAAGAAGUGCCAUCGGACUCCCAAACUGACUCCAAUGCUCCACAGGUGGUUUUGGAGCUGUCGUUGCCAGAUAAUGAACUACUGGGUACAUUUAACGAUGAACCUUGCAACAGACAGAGAUGCCUGCCCCAAAGGUUGUUUUACAAGCAGACUCUCAAAGUUCUCUCAGAAUCUUUGCCGGAAAAAGCCAGCUAUAGAGAUGACCUUGUACUCAAAGCACAAAACGCAACCUCUUUUGUUCAAAUGCUACACUCUUACGCCCGCAAACCAAAAGGUAAAAAGAUCUGGACAAAAACUCAAGGCUCGUCCUCAACAAUAACACGUUCUUCAGGACAACUGGACGGCUCAAAUAAGGAGCAGCUCAGCGACAAACCCACAGUGGAGAUGAAAGUCACCAUCUCAUCCCAAACGCCACAAGUGACAGAUAAAAUUCUUAGGUACUCUGGAGAUAAACAGGAACCGCAUGAAAAGACUGCCAUAACAAAAGACACAGAGACGGCUGUUGAACCCAAAAUCACUCGGUUGGCUUCAUUGGCAGCAACUAGUGCGGAGUCUGCCAUUGAGGGGGAGGUCAAAGUUGACGCUAAGAACAGUCACUCCCCAAGACUGGAGGAAAUGUCUUGUACAGAACAUAUUUCAAACACAAACUCAGAUAUGCCAGCACCUGAGAAGGAGAGAGAUCAAAUUAGCAGUCCUCCUACUCCUCCCACCGCCACCAAAGAUGAGCCAACACCCCAGGGUUCUGUUGUUACAAAUCAGGUAGUAAAUGCAACACCAAACACGGAUGACUUGACUUCAACAGAAAAUAGUCCGGUACCAAAAGGUAAACCCACUGUGGAAGAUGACAGCGUGUCUAAAUCCGAAGGGAAAAAUAUUAUCACUCAAACAAUUAUUGACAAAGCAAACGACUUGCCUUCUGAACCAGUUCAAAUUGAGAACAAAACAGAAAAUCUGCAAAGCCCAAAGGAGGACCUUAAAGAGACAGUGGAAGUUACCAGUGCCCAUACAGAGUCUAAAAUUGAGAAGGAUAAUCCAGAUAAGCCAACUUCCGCUUCUCCUUCAAACACAGCCUGGGAUGAUGACGGUUUUGAUCCCACGGAGCCACAGCCAGAGUGUGAAGAAUCCAAACUGGAAUUCUGUUGCCACUUCUGUCACAAAGACGUCAAAGGUCGUCAUUUAGUAGCGCACGCCAUGUUUCACUAUCGCAAAGAUGAGUGCAUGUUCUGCGGGGUGACUUUCAAAAACAACCUCAAAGCGAUGAUCCACCUGUCCAAUCACCUGGAGAGGCUGAAGAAGCUCCAAAACCCCACUGCUGCCAAGUCACCGGAUAAACCCAGGACCAAAGAUAAACGAAAACAUAAAACGGGGAAUGUUAAAAUAUCUGGCAAAAUCAAAACUGCAUUGAAUGAGAAAAGAAGGGGGAAGGAAAGAAAACCAAUCCCGCCAGUCAGAAAACUAAGAUCUGGCUAUAAGUUUAGACAUACUACGCAACAAGAAGACGUGAUGACUAAAGCCCCAAUACAUAAAGUGAAUGGUCAUAUUGGAAGGAGGAAAGACAAUGACAGAAUAACAAACAGUUUAAUUACAAAAACCAGGCUGCGACGAAGAAGUAAUGAAAUUGAUCAAAAUAUUGAAAGUGAGCGUUGUGCGGUUGUGCCUGUUAAAGUAGAGAAAGAGGAGCCUGUGAUGAUUUCAUCUGAACUGAAAUGUAAGGAAAAGAAGAAAUCUAAAAUUAAUAAGCAGUCGGAAAUCAACAAAAACAUUGAUUCUCGGGGUAAAUUGUGCUGCCCAGUGGAUGGAUGCCACUGGUUCACAGUUAAAAACCAAGUAGCACUUUUUGUACAGCACUCUUUGGAGGACCACCACGCCGACGCAGCACCUCUGGAGUUGGCUUUUCAUAUGUCCAACAACAAGUGUAGCAUUUGUAAACGAGUAUUGUACAGCUUUGAGCAUUUCCAGCAUCACGUGGAAAGACACCGAUUCAUGCCGCGUCAUCCUUGUCCUCAUAAAGGGUGCGUUGCCAGGUUUAAAACUACAUUCGAGAUGAGAAGACACGCGAGAAAGCACAACCCACUGCAGGCGAUGUGCUGCCUCCCCGGCUGUCCCAAGCUCUUUAUUUGUCUAUGGCAACUCAUCCUCCACGAGAAGGACCACUACUCCAAAAGAUCGAAAGCCACGCAAAAGGAAAAGCUGGAAAGGACACACGAGAAACGAGAAGAUAGAGCUAAAAAGAACGCUAGGUUGAAUAAAAAUGUUUCUUCCGUUUCCAUCGGCAAAUCAAGUUCUAAUGAGGCGAAUAAGGCAAAAGAUUCCACUGUUCACAAAAAGAAGUUAUCUGCACAAUCAGCUGCUGCUACAAGGUUGUUGCAAAAGUUAAGAAAAAGGCAAAUUAUCAAAAAUAACUUGGCGAACAACCAGAAAAUGACUCACAAAAUCGUGUCGUCAGUUGGAAAACCAAAUCACAAAUUGCGUUGCUCGUUACAAAAUAAGGGAUCCCAGUCAAAACAAUGCUUAAGUGGUAAAGUGCUUCCUCCUAGACAAGCGAAGAGCUGCCUUCACAGUAGUGACAAAAGCAUUCAACCAGAGAAAGAAUUAAAAACGGCAAUAGUCCAUAAACGAAAAGAAGAGGGUGAGAAAAAUACAGCUGGAAUCAAAACUAGACCAAAAGUAAAAGCUGACAAGCCUCAAAGUGGUGCAAAGAUCUGCUCAACUGGAAAGAUUUUGAAAAGAGAAAUGCUUUUACCAAACUCUGAAAUGAUAAAAUCUGCUGGAAAGGUUGAACUGGCAACUCCUGUCAUGGAGGAAAAUGAAAAUAUGGAUACCCCCGACACAAAUAAUGCCAUGGCAACAAUCAGUGAUAUCAUGAGUUCAAAUGGCAUUUCAGAAAAUAUAGAGACUCCCAAAAUUGCAGAGAUUGAUAAAAUGUCAAAAACCGCAACUGAUGAAUCAAAAGGAGUUGUUGAAAAUGUGAAUGAAGUAAUGGAGAUUGAACAUGGACCAGUUGUGGAAAAUGAGGCAGAAACAAAAAUGACAGAGACCUCGCUAUUCAAAGUUGAAAAAUUUGAGCGAGAAUUGGCAGCAGAUUUUGAAAAUUCAGAGCUGAGGGAAUCAAAAAUGAGCACAACAGAUUGUUCAGAAAUUGGACCUAUAAACCACUCAACUGUUGUAAAUCCAGAUGAUGUGAAUGAAGCAAUGCCAGGAAAAGAUACUGAAGAGAAUUCCAACAUGGCUGACACAAUUUCCUCUUCAAAAAUCCCCAUUAAUCCUCCCGUUGUGACGCCCAUAGAACAAAAUGUAGCAUCUCCACAAAACGCUGGUGGAGGAGAGUUGAGGCUUGAAACUACUGACAAUGCCACUGAGCCGCCCGCUGUUAGAACUAAAGCAGAAUGCAUGCCAGAUUCAAGUGAAGAAAACGUUCUCGCAAAAAUGGCCGAUGCAUCGAUGGGUAGUAAUAAUGACACCGCAUUUGAAAACAUGAUAGAGCUAAUGAACUGUGAGCAACCAGCUGCCGAUAAAAUUGUGGACAGUACAGAUACGGCAACAAACGAGAAUACCCAAUCUUCUGCUAUCACCUCACAGAUUGAAAAAGUUGAGCUCAAACAGAUCUCAGCCCAAACUACAAAUGAAUCUGCGAACACAGCCAACAGUCCGAAUGAGAAAUCUGCGGAGGGUGAGAAGCGAAAGCUAAAAUUGGGCAACAAAAAUGACAUUUUAUCUGCACUUAAAACUCUGGUCAAAUCCAAAAGGGACAAAAGUGAUCAUGAGGGUAAAGAUAGUCCACCAAAAAGAAAAAACGAACUUGGGAAUGAUUCGGCGUCUAAAAAGUUUAAAUCGGAUGCCCAAACGGAGGAGGUCGGAGCAGCGUCAGUUGAAUCAAGUUCCACGAGUGAAGGGAACAAAGUGGAAACGACAGACUCUGCACCUGCUGCUAAUAAUGCAAAUGAAACACAAAAAGAGAGAGACAAAGUUGUUAAAAUUAGACGGAAAAAUAAAGUGGAUCUCAAAAUGAAAUCCGCUUUGACAAACAAGAAAGUUUUGAAAAGGCAAACCAAACUUAAGAAGACGCCUCAAAAUGCUAUAAAACAUGAUAAACCCUCUAAGAAAAUUAAAAGGGACAAGUCCAAAUCUGAAACUAAAACUGUCAAACCAAAAUCAGUAUCUCGUAAAGUUUUGUCGAAAACACUUUCGAGCUCGAAUGAAAUCAACGGUGAACUUGUGCCUCCCGAAGGAAACUGCGAAGCAAGUAAUAAGCAAGAUGGCAGUGAUACGAAUGUGAAUACAAACACGUAUACUGAUAAAGUUGAACCAAUAACCCCAAAGAAAGUGCAAGACGAGACCUGCUUAAAAGACCACCAUGUAUUUGACUUUGUACCGGUGGAGGAAGAGAGCCCAUUGGCGACGUUUGAAAAAGCUCUGAGCGAAUACAAGAAGAAACCGUACAUGCGUCUUCCAGCCACCGCUUACUUGGAGGAGAGGUUCACCGUUAUGCCCAAGCGGCGAAAAGAUAUGUCCAUGUUCUUUGGAUCGUCGCAGAAAGUCCCCAAGACGCCCGAGGCCACAGCACAGGCCUCCCAGCAACGACAGCGAUGUGCCAACUGCUUCACCACGUUCAGCAGCGACCAGGAGCUGCAGUGGCAUCUCCAGCAGAAGUGCGCCAACCUCUUUGGGUUCGACUCUGAUGACGAGGGCACCAGUUGAAUGUCUUCUGAAAUCUGGAUCCAAAGGAACUUCCUCUUUGCAUGGCGGAUUUAGCCUUCCGGACUGAACUCUUCCUUGGGAUAAUGUUGGUAACUGUGUCUUUAAACUGAAAAAGGCAGAAGAGACUGCUAAAGUUUGAAUUUUCUGCUGCAGUUUUUGAUUUGCAGCCUGAGACAAUAAUGAGCCGCUCUGUGAGAGACUACUGAACAGUGCUGAAGUGCCUGCUCUGGACGUGUGUCUAGCAGCUUCACAGGGAUUCUUCAUGAAGUGUUGUGGCUUUAAAUUGGACUAAAGCUGUGAAACUAGACUCAGACUGCUCCUCGAUCACUGGGAUUUCUAUUUUUGCAUCUGUAAGCCAUAAAAUAAUUCUAUAUUUUUGCUUUUUUGCACUUGUUCAGUUCCUGCUUAUAACAUCUCUAGCCUUUUAUGCAUGCUCAUGUUAUUUAAAAAGCUCACAGUAUUUAGGCUCAAAGUCUAAACUUCAUGUGGCUCCAGGAUCAUGGCAUCUUCUUUAUGAAGGUUUUCUCAUACAUGUUUUAUUAAAAACUAACUGUAUUUUUGCAGCUGUGCUUGGUUUAAAGCGUUUUAGUCAUUAUGCCCAGUAGAGGGCAGACUUCCCAUUGUUGAGAGCAUAUUAGUCACUGCUGGCUUUUUUAUCAGGUACAUUUUUUGAUAUGUCAUGUAUUUAUUACUGUAUUCAUCAUUCAUCAUUUAUUAUUCAUUCUUAUUCUUACUUUGGCAAUAACCAUCAUCUCUGUGUUCCUUGUUCUUGCUCAUAUUUUUAUAACAUUGGAGCCGUUGCAGUUGUAAAUACGUUUUAUCUCGACUGACUUGUCUAUAACAUAGCAUCAAAUGAUUUACAGAAUCGGCCAGCUUAAGGCGCCAUAUUUUGUAAGUAUUACUGGGCCACAUCAUUCUAUUUAUUUAUGUUUUAUUUUCUAUCUUUUGUAAAUAUUUGAAGAGUUUCAAUAGCUUGCACUGUAAAGGGUGUUGGCAUUGGGUUUAUAUUUUGGUCUUAAAAUCUAAAAAUAAAAUCUCUUACACAAAC
Molecule: messenger RNA, 7932 nt
Organism: Periophthalmus magnuspinnatus
Lineage: Eukaryota; Metazoa; Chordata; Actinopteri; Gobiiformes; Gobiidae
Exons: 10
Coding region: 267-6884 (2205 amino acids)
Biological process (GO): regulation of transcription by RNA polymerase II
Cellular component (GO): nucleus
Molecular function (GO): DNA-binding transcription factor activity, RNA polymerase II-specific; DNA binding
Source: RefSeq, a predicted model, not a curated record